Molecule: messenger RNA, 1707 nt
Organism: Closterium sp. Naga37s-1
Lineage: Eukaryota; Viridiplantae; Streptophyta; Zygnematophyceae; Desmidiales; Closteriaceae
Source: the annotation of a GenBank genome assembly
AUGAACGCGGCGCGGGGCGGCGGAGCGGGGGACGGGUCGCGCGAUGCGUCGAAGAAGUCGAGCAAGCGGUCCACCGGCAGCCGGCGGAGUGGCGCUUCCAAGGGCGGAUCAAGCACAGCAGCGGGUGAGCGAUCAGUGCGGCGCCUGCGGCUGUCCAAGGCGCUAACGUUGCCCGACUCCACCACCGUGGCGGACGCGUGUCGGCGAAUGGCCAACCGCCGCGUGGACGCGUGCCUGCUCACCGACUCCAGCGCGCUGCUCUGUGGCAUCAUGACGGAUCGGGACUUGGCGUUGAAGUGUGUGGGCGAGGGCUUGGAUGUGAACAGCACGCUGGCGUCAGCAGUGAUGACCAAGAACCCCACCUUCGUCACUAUUGACUCCUCUGCUGUGGACGCACUGCAACGCAUGGUGCAGGGGAGGUUCCGCCACCUCCCUGUGAUAGAGGAGGGAGAGGUGGUGGCAUUACUGGACAUCACGCGGUGUCUGUACGACGCCAUUGCCAAGAUGGAGCGCGCUGCAGAGAGGGGCGACGCCCUCGCUGCUGCCAUGGAGGGCGUGGAGAGGCAGUGGGGGGGCAACGCCGCCAUGGGCUUCGUGGAGACGUUUCGGGACAAGGUGUUCCGGCCCACACUCGCGACAGUGCUGGGGGAAGAACCCAGGCUGGCUACAGUACUGAAGACGGACCUAGUACGCACAGCAGCAAGGAGGAUGAGGGAGAGCCGAGUGAGCUCAGUGAUUGUCACCAACGGCGCCACCAACCGCCCCUGCGGCAUCCUCACGUCCAAGGACAUUCUCACGCGAGUGCUCGCACUUAACCUGCACCCAGACACCACGCUCAUUGACAAGGUGAUGACGCCGAAUCCAGAGUGUGUGCUGCUGAGCACGCCAGUAGUGGACGCCCUUCACACUAUGCACGACGGCAGGUUUCUGCACCUCCCCGUUGUUGACCCAGAUGGCAACUGUGUGGCAUGUGUAGAUGUGCUGCAGCUCACUCAAGGCGCCAUGUCCUCCGCUGCUGCAGCGUCGGGGUCGGAGAGUGGUGAUGCCAUGGGGCAGCUCAUGCAGCGCUUCUGGGAUUCCGCCCUCGCCCUGCCGCCUGCUGACACCGAGGAAGACACCGCCAGUGUGCGCAGCAGUGACAUGUCAGACCAGGUGCGCCCCUCAGGCAGUAGAAGGCGAGGAGGCGGUGCCUCAGCAGGAGCAGCACCAGGAGGAGCCGGAGCAGCAGCAGCCGGUGCUGGUGCUGGUGGUGCUGGGGCCGGGGCAGGCAUGGGAGCCGGCAUGGGAGGAGUCGGAGGAGGAGGAGGGAUAGGGAUGGUGGGGGGCCUGGGCGAGGAUCUGUUUUCGUUCAAGCUGGAGGACCGGAGGGGACGCGUGCACCGAUUCACAGCAGGCAGUGAGAGCAUGACGGAGCUUGUGUGCGCCGUGGCGUCUAGGCUGGGGGGUGACUACGACCCCGACAACCCUCCCUCCAUUCUGUAUGCGGAUGAGGACAAUGACAUGGUGGUCAUAUCCACCGAUGAGGAUCUGCAUGCGGCUGUCAAGUUCGCCAAGGCCACUGGCAUUAAGGCUGGUGCUCGGGAUGCCGCACCGCAGUAUCCCCUUGUUCUAUUGCAUCCUCAUCCCCUCAUCGUGGUCAUAUCCACCGAUGAGGAUCUGCAUGCGGCUGUCAAGUUCGCCAAGGCCACGGGAAUCAAGGUAUCCUGA